Molecule: messenger RNA, 2238 nt
Organism: Spodoptera littoralis (African cotton leafworm)
Lineage: Eukaryota; Metazoa; Arthropoda; Insecta; Lepidoptera; Noctuidae
Source: the annotation of a GenBank genome assembly
AUGCGGCGGCAGGCUCGGAUCUCAGGCGGCGGCGCGCUUGUCGUGCGCACCGCCUCUGCCUUACAAGUUUGGCUGUGGUUGCUGAUAUUCAUAUUCCAGAACGAGUUUCGAAUAUCCCGGUCAAUUCAACCAGGUUAUUUGGAUUUUGACAACUUGCCCGAAACGAACUUCACGUGCACGGGCAAGGUUAUUGGCGGGUACUACGCGGACCUGGAGACCUCGUGCCAGAUGUUCCACGUGUGCACGGUGGGCCAGAAUGAUGAGCCCAUGGACAUCAAGUUCCUUUGCCUCAAUGGCACUGUCUUUGAUCAGGAGACAAGAGUGUGUGAAAGAGUAGACGAAGUAGAUUGUACAAAGUCUGAAAAGUUCUACAGUUUAAAUUUAGAGUUAUAUGGUAGCACAGCGCCACCUAUCAUACAGCCAGACCAACAAAAACCUCAAGCACAACCAACUGAACAAUCACAACAACAUACCAAACCAAAUUUAGAAGCUGACCCUUCAGUAGAUGAUAGUUCUACCACAACACAGGACAAAACUCAGGAACACACUCCAGAUGCUACAGAUUCAACGGAAGACCCAAUCCAAGAUAUUCAACGUGAUGAGCCGAAAGUUCCGCAACCCAACCCUACGCACCAGCCUUUACCAUUAUCAGAACAUGAUGAACUUACCGGAGGAGAGUACCAAGAAGAAGAUGAAGAUGCCGACUACGAAGAUUACGCUCAUCACCCAAGUACAACGACGACACUACCAACAACGACAUCGACGACGACUACAACCACCACAACUACUACAACCACGACAACUACUGCCAGACCACCUAUAACAACAAUAUUGCCUUCCACAUCCCACCCAUCUCCAAUACCUCACAUAAUUUCUUCGCCAACUCCCAUUCUAUCGUCACUAUCUCCUCCUUCGCCAUCAUAUCCACCUUCAGUACCAUCCGCUCCGUCAGCACCGUCCGGCUUGUCAGCUCCGUCUGCACCUUCUGCACCAUCUGGACCUUCUGCUCCCUCUAUACCAACACUUGACCCCUCCUUACUUUCACCACAAGAAUUUAUCUACCGUCAUCGGGGGCCAGGAUCUGAAGCUAUAUCAUUUCAACGUCAAAGCUUUCGACCGGCUGAUGGAGUUUAUAUAACACAUGCACCACCGCAACAAUUCGACCACUUUCAAUAUGAGUCGUCUCGAACUGCUCCGCGGCCAUCAGCGCAGCGUCCCGCUCCCUUUGUACAACGACCUCAACCAGCUCCAUUUCGGCCCACCACACUAGAUCCUCGUGAUCAGUUGCUGCGUCCUGGACCAACUUCUCAAUCUUCCGAACGACAUGAAACAUCUGUUAAACAAAAUAGGCCACAAAACUAUCCUCAGUCUUUACCAGCGCAAAGACCCUUGCCAUUUAAUCCAUUCUAUUAUGAUCGCAAACGAAGUGACGACGUAGUUCCAGAAACAGCAUCUGCAUUAUCAGCACGAUCUGUUGCUCCACCAAACGUAACAGACAAACCGCAAAUAAAGUUAAAAAGUCCUCCAAGAGUGAUUGUAACAGCAAGCGCGUCAGUCAGCGAUAGCAAUGGUAAAAGACUGAACUAUACAGUUGGCAACGUUGUCAGUGCAGUUAAACCAAUAGUUCCGAUAAAUUACGACGAUUAUAAAGAAUCCGAUCUUAUUUUUGACCCAUUCUUUCUUGAUGUCCCAAAACUACAAAAGAGACGAAAAACUAGAUCUAAUAAAAAUAGAAACAUAUUUACGGUUCCGUCUACAGUAACAGUAGCGUCCGAAUUAUUACCUGAAAAAACCACUGUCACGGUGUCGCCUAUGACAUCAAGAGCAACAACUACGCGAAUAGCAGAACACCAGGUAUCAGUAGCGACCACGACCGCCGUUUGGAACCCUAACGACUACGUCGAUGACAACUACGAACCCCAUGCCUACAUUCCACCAGUACCACCACUAGCUGUGUUAGUGCCACACGAGCUGAAUAAGUAUAAGAAACACGAUAGACUAUCUAAGAAUGAUUUAGGUGAAAAAAAGACUCACAAAGAUCACAAAACGAAUAUUGGUAAUAUCGAACAAUCCAAGCCGACGUCGGCGUCUGCGCUGCAGACAUACUCUAGUCAUGUGGCGGCCGCGGACAGGGCGCCCACUGCCGCCUCGCCGCCGCCUGCGCCGCUACUCGAGGCGCCCGCUCCUGCGCCCGCCUGCGCCACCUCGCGCUCUACUCACUGUCGGACUCGUGCCUAA